AUGCAACUCCGCAAAGCCGCACGCAUCAUCUUGGUCGGUGCCCCCGGCGUNGGCAAGGGCACUCAGUCUGAGCGUAUGCUCCAACGAUUCCCUCAACUAGCCUCGAUCAGCUCUGGAGAUCUUCUGAGAGAUAACGUACGCAGACGCACUCCGCUCGGUACCAUCACCCUUCGUCUCGUCAUACAUCAAAUGCUGACUCUCAAACUCCANGGCAUCCAAGCCGAAUCCCUCAUGAAAGCGGGAGCUCUUGUCCCCGACUCGACCAUCUUGCGCCUGAUCACAAACGAGUUGACUACACGAGGCUGGCUUACUCCUUCUACAACACAGAAGCCUAUGAUCAUGAACUCCGUCGCUGCUUCCAUCAGCACCCACGAGGCUUUCGCAUCCUCUCAAGACGACUACGUUACUCCCACAUCCUCGCACCAGGGUAACUACAACUUCAGUGAUCAGCCGAAUGCCUCCUUCAUCCUUGACGGCUUCCCUCGCACUGUCGAUCAAGCCAUUCAACUCGACAAGUUGGUCCCCAUCAACCUCGUCGUCCAGUUGAACACUCCCACUUCGGUCAUCCUCGAUCGCAUCUGUAAUCGUUGGAUUCACGCUGCCUCAGGUAGAGUGUACAACACUACCUUCAAUGCGCCAAAGGUCGAAGGCAAAGACGACAUCACCGGAGAAACGCUGGUGCAAAGAGACGACGACAAACCGGAGACUUGGAUGGCUCGCCUGAAGAAGUUCGAAGAGACUAGCCAACCUCUGCUCGAACACUACGACCAGCUUGGUGUUCUCUGGAGAGUCGAAGGCAACAGCAGUGAUGAAAUCACUCCCAAGCUCUUUGACGAGUUCAACAAGAGAUUUGGAUUGCCAUGA
This is a messenger RNA of Aureobasidium vineae, 864 nucleotides long. Lineage: Eukaryota; Fungi; Ascomycota; Dothideomycetes; Dothideales; Saccotheciaceae. The record is from the annotation of a GenBank genome assembly.